CCGCCGGGCGUCCAGGCCGACGCACCUGCCAAUUCACGCACCUUGGUCACUCACACUGAACCGGACGACUUCCUCGCCCGCACCGAUAACGUUUUUAUUUUUGCACCUCAUUCAGAUGACAACAAGCAAAAUGAUUGCACAUACUUCGUGUUUUUACGUUUCGUCUUUAGUGAAACAUCAUUGGAAGCAAUGUAACCAGUGUAUUAAAUUAUAUUCAGCUUGGGCACAACAGAAAACAGACACUGAAGGUCCUUGGAGCUUUUAUUCACAGCAAGUGUCAGGUGGUACUCUAAUCAAAGAUGAUCAUCAGGAAAAGAUAGUGCAGCAAUUGCAAAAGGUCUAUGAUGAUGUUGUAGCAUUUCAGAGACCUGCGUUAAAAGUGCAGAGCAGUAGUAGUCUCUUUAACUUUUUUAAGAAAAGUGUACCUCAAAAAAUUAUUGCACCUAAUGGCCUUUACAUCUAUGGUAGUGUGGGAGGUGGUAAAACAAUGCUUAUGGAUUUGUUUUACGAAACUGUUCCGAUAAAAGAAAAACUGAGAAUCCAUUUCAAUUCUUUUAUGUUGAAUAUUCAUGCUAGAAUACAUGAGUUGAAAAUUAAGUCCGGGAAAGGUGCAAGCUCGUUUCGAGAUGAGGGCUCUAAGCCAUUUGAUCCUAUACCUCCAGUGGCUGCUGACAUCACACAAGAGUCAUGGCUUAUUUGUUUUGAUGAGUUUCAAGUAACUGACAUUGGAGAUGCCAUGAUUUUAAAACGUUUAUUUACUCAGCUAUUUGACAAUGGAUGCGUUGUUAUAGCAACUAGCAAUCGAAAGCCUGAUGACUUGUACAAAAAUGGAUUACAACGGUCUAACUUUUUACCUUUUAUACCAGUGCUCAAGGCACACUGUGCUGUAAUACAGUUAGACUCUGGCAUUGAUUAUAGGUUACGAGGAAUGGGUAACAAAUAUAGCAAAUAUUUUUUGAAUAGCGAAUUGACACCUGAGAACAAUGUAGUUGACAAUUUAUUCAAGUUUCUUAUAUCAAAGGAAAAUGAUACAGUCAGGCCUAGAGUAAUAAAUAUUAUGGGCAGAAAUGUUAAAUUUGCCAAAGCAUGUGGAAGAGUUUUAGACUGUACUUUUGAGGAAUUAUGUGAUAGACCUCUAGGUGCUAGUGAUUACCUAGUGAUAUCGAAGACUUUCCACACAGUGUUCGUAAGAAAUUUACCCCAGCUGUCAUUAGUACGGCACAGAUCUCAGUUGCGGCGUUUCAUCACUAUGAUUGAUACUCUAUACGAUAACAAAGUGAGGGUAGUAAUAUCAGCGGAUGUUGAACCUAAAGAUCUUGUGAAUAAAAGAGAAGCAGAAGAAGUUGAUGACACCCACCGAGUUCUAAUGGAUGAUUUGAAUAUUACGAAAAAUUCUGAGGAUGCCAAAGCUGCUAUAUUCACGGGCGAAGAGGAACUGUUUGCGGUUGAUCGGUGCCUUUCGCGAAUAAUGGAAAUGCAGACAGACGAAUAUUGGGAUAAAUGGGGCAAGCAACAAAGUUAAUGAAAUUUUAUUUUAAUGUUAUAGUUUAAUUAUGUUUUCUGUACAAGAUUAAAAUAUUGUUACUCUUAGAGCUAACAAAAUGUUGAAUUGAUGCCAUAUCCUCUUAGUACUAAUUUCUUAAAGAAGACUGAACAUAGUUCAGUUUCAGUAUUUUGUUAUUUGUUUAAAGUUUGAAUUUUCAUGUAGACCCGAAAAUUUAGGUUGGCACAAUUAGAGGGUUUUGUUCAUAAUAUUUUUUUUGUGUUCACUACGUAGUUAUGUAAUUUAGCAUAAGUAAUUGUUAUUUAACUGU
Molecule: messenger RNA, 1814 nt
Organism: Hyposmocoma kahamanoa
Lineage: Eukaryota; Metazoa; Arthropoda; Insecta; Lepidoptera; Cosmopterigidae
Product: putative ATPase N2B
Exons: 8
Coding region: 116-1522 (468 amino acids)
Cellular component (GO): mitochondrion; cytoplasm
Molecular function (GO): ATP binding; ATP hydrolysis activity
Source: RefSeq, a predicted model, not a curated record